UCUGUUGUGUGUUAAAAUUUAAAUAGUAGUGUAUAGUUUAGUGGGUGCUUAUAGCAGUGCGCUUAGCAUCUAACAAUAACGCUUGGAAUUAUGUCCACCACCCGACGAAAACAGCCCAAGUGGGACUCCCCUUCGACAGCAUCGAGUGGAUUGCAUCUUUACAACACACUCACGCGUGAGAAGAAUGCAUUCGCACCCGAGGAUGGCAAUACCGUGAAAUGGUACAUCUGUGGACCUACUGUCUACGAUGCCUCGCAUAUGGGACAUGCCAGGUCGUACAUCUCCUUUGACAUUGUGAGGCGUGUUAUGACGGACUACUUUGGCUACCGCCUGUUCCAUGUGAUGAAUAUCACAGACAUCGACGACAAAAUCAUUCUGCGUGCACGUCGGAAUCACCUGUUCAACCUCUACACUGGGAAGAAUCUUCCAAAGGAUGAGUUGAUGAAGGACCUGGCCACCGCCAUGGCACCCUUCGAGGCUAAGGCUGCGAAAGAAGAGGAGCCCGCAAAGAAGGAAAUGUACACCAAUGUCUUGUCCAAGAUCGCAUCACUGAAGGCUGUUGCUGAAUCUUCUGACAGCACAGCGGAGGAUCUGAGCGCAUUGCUGGAAGGUGCAAAAGACCCGAUUUCCGAAUGGCAGGACGCCCUUCACGGGGCCGAAGUCACGGACAACGACAUUUUCAGCAAGCUGUCGGCCUUCUGGGAGGCGGAUUACAUGGAGGAUAUGGAUGCCCUCAAAGUGUUGCCCCCAGACUGUCUCACCCGAGUGAGUGAAUAUGUACCGGAGAUUGUGGAGUACGUUGAGAAGAUCAUCGCAAACGGUUACGGAUACGAGUCUCAAGGUUCCGUCUACUUUGACGUCAAGGCGUUUGACGCCAACCCACUGCACGACUACGCCAAGUGUGUGCCUGAGGCAGCCAAUGACCUGGGCUUGUUAGCCGAGGGUGAAGGAGCACUGUCGAGUGGCGGUGUGAAGAAGUCACCACAGGACUUUGCGCUGUGGAAAGCGUCUAAGCCUGGAGAGCCCUCGUGGGCGUCUCCGUGGGGCAAGGGCCGUCCAGGAUGGCACAUUGAGUGUAGUGCGAUGGCCAGUGAUGUCAUUCCAGGCAAGCUGGAUGUGCACUGUGGUGGCAUGGAUCUGAUGUUUCCUCAUCACGACAACGAGAUCGCACAGGCCGAGGCGUACUACGGCUGUCGCCAGUGGGUCAAUUACUUCCUGCACGCGGGCCACCUGGAGAUCGAGGGCCGCAAGAUGUCGAAAUCGCUCAAGAAUUUCAUCACAAUCAAAGAGGCGCUGUCUAGACACAGUGCGCGUCAGUUGCGUCUGAUGUUCCUGUCACACAGUUGGGGAGGCAAGCUGGACUACAGUGAGAACACCAUGACUGUUGCUAUUCACACGGAGAAGGUAUUCAACGAGUUCUUCCUCAAUGUUAAGAGUGAAAUGCGUCAGCACACGCGCGAGUCAAAGUUCGGUACGGCCGAGCGCACCCUGCACGACAAGAUAGUCGAAGCAGAGACUAAUGUGCACAACUCACUAUGCGACAACAUCGACACGCCCCAGGCCCUGAAAGAUAUGAAGAAGUUGGUGUCCGAUGUCAAUGCGUAUCUGCUGGACGAUACCCGCACUCCCAGUCCCGCGCUGUUGGGCAAGGCGGCUCGGUACGUGUUCGAUAGACAUGCACAAUACAUGCCCACUCGAAGC
This is a messenger RNA of Sphaeroforma arctica JP610, 1701 nucleotides long. Its product is annotated as cysteinyl-tRNA synthetase. The transcript is spliced from 13 exons. Gene Ontology annotation, cellular component: cytoplasm. The annotation marks the transcript as partial. Gene Ontology annotation, molecular function: ATP binding; cysteine-tRNA ligase activity. Lineage: Eukaryota; Ichthyosporea; Ichthyophonida. Gene Ontology annotation, biological process: cysteinyl-tRNA aminoacylation. The record is from RefSeq and is a predicted model, not a curated record.